Messenger RNA from Sus scrofa (pig), 939 nucleotides. Its product is annotated as olfactory receptor 6C2-like. Lineage: Eukaryota; Metazoa; Chordata; Mammalia; Artiodactyla; Suidae. The record is from RefSeq and is a predicted model, not a curated record. Gene Ontology annotation, biological process: G protein-coupled receptor signaling pathway. Gene Ontology annotation, cellular component: membrane. Gene Ontology annotation, molecular function: G protein-coupled receptor activity; olfactory receptor activity.
AUGACAAAUUACACUGUGUUAACAACCUUCAUCUUGGUGGGACUGACAGAUGACCCAGAUCUUCAGAUUCUGCUUUUUAUCUUUCUGUUGCUCACCUAUCUGCUGAGUGUGAUUGGGAACCUCACCAUCAUCACCCUCACCUUUGUAGAUUCCCGCCUUAAAACCCCUAUGUACUUCUUUCUCCGGAAUUUCUCCUUUUUAGAAGUCUCUUUUACCACUGUCUGUAUCCCCAGAUACCUGUACACCCUUGCCACUGGGGACAACACAGUGACCUAUAAUCCUUGUGCCACUCAGUUAUUUUUUGUUAUCGUGCUGGGUGUGACCGAGUUUUUUCUCCUGACUGCCAUGUCCUAUGACCGCUACGUGGCCAUCUGCAAACCCCUGCAUUACACCACCAUCAUGAGCAGCACAGUCUGCAUCAGGUUCCUUCUUGGCUGCUACGUGAUUGCUCUGAUCAUCGUCCUCCCGCCCUAUGUAAUGGGCUUGGACCUCGAGUUUUGUGACUCGAAUGUCAUCGAUCACUUUGGCUGUGAUGCUGCUCCCAUCCUGAAGAUUACCUGCUCAGACACAGCCUUCAUAGAGCGAUUUGUCUUGGUCCUGGCUGUGCUGACCCUCCUGUUCACCUUGGUGUGUGUAAUUCUGUCCUACACCUACAUCAUCAGGACCAUUCUCAGAUUUCCUUCUGCCCAGCAAAGGAAAAAGGCUUUUUCUACCUGUUCUUCCCAUGUAAUUGUGGUUUCUAUCACUUAUGGAAGCUGCAUUUUCAUCUAUAUCAAACCACACGCAAAAGAAGGGGUUGCCAUGAAUAAGAUGGUGUCAGUAUUGACAACGUCAGUUGCCCCCGUAAUGAAUCCCUUCAUUUAUACUCUGAGGAACAAGCAAGUGGUACAAGCUUUCAAAGACAUGAUCAAAAGGGUUGCAGCUAUUUCAAAAAACUAA